Molecule: messenger RNA, 2535 nt
Organism: Ixodes scapularis (black-legged tick)
Lineage: Eukaryota; Metazoa; Arthropoda; Arachnida; Ixodida; Ixodidae
Exons: 7
Coding region: 1366-1962 (198 amino acids)
Source: RefSeq, a predicted model, not a curated record
UGCCUUGCACGUGGGUCACGGGAAACAAGUGUUUAUGGCCGAAGGUGUCCACCGAUAAGGCUGUCAAGCUAGUGCGAAAGGGGGGGCCACCAGGACCAGGGUUUUCUGAGUUCGAGGUGACUGUGAAAGGACUAUUCAAUUCCUACGAAGAAGGGCGAUCUAAGUUGGAGCGGUCGCGGUUCACAUCUGAUCUCUCGGACGAGGAGAUACGCCCAAAGCGUAGGAGAUUUCGCCCCACACGCUGGAGCGAGUCCGACUCAAGCUCGGAUGAAUUCCCGGAAGCCCCGAUGCCGCUCUGCGCACGGCAGAACUCGCGUAACGCUAUUUGAUUUUUAUUUUGUUCUGCAGCUGACAGCCUUGUUGACCGUUGCAACUGUUUCUUAACCUUUAGCUUAGAAUUCGAACCUGGCACUUGAUAAGUCUAGGGUGUGUCGUCAGACGUACUUGAUCUGUCGUUUUACGUAAACAAUGUGCUUAUAUAGGGGGUUGGGGCACAACUGCAUUUUUUAUAUUUUGGGAGAUCAAUUUGUACUUUUUUCAUCUUACAAUUUGAGGUUUUCUGGUCGCUUUUCACAGCCAGUAGCCAGAGACUGGAAUCACAGAGUGCGAGCCCGGCAAGAUCAAUACACAGUGAAAUGUCGCAAGCUGCACUAAUGCGAGGUACAGUUUCUCCUGAAAACCACUUAUAUUGUUUUUCGCUUUUUGUAUUCUAAUGUUACCAAUUCCCAACUUAAUCAGACAUCUCCAAACAGGUGCUAGUGGUUCGUCCCAGUCGUCUAGCACUUCGAUAAACACGCUGGCUCCCAGUCCACAAGAUAAAGGUAGCUAUAGGGUGUUUUCACUGACGUAAUUUCGUCCACCAUUUUGUUGUUGUGAGCUGUCUGGCGUGUGCCAAACUCGAGCAUUCCAAGGAUUGACACGCCCCCUCAAAUGCGUAGAGCACCGCUGACAUCAUCUCAACCGGUUACGAUGUAAUCCUUCAAUGUAGUAAAUUUGUGUGAAAAAACAAGCUAACAACAAAAUGCCAAAUUGACGUUAUGUGCGAACAACCUAUAAUGUAUGGCCAUUUUACAAAUGAGGGGCUAUGCACAUAUUGCUGCAAGUUGAGGUGCAAAGCUUGCAGAACCAAUUAACUUUAAUUUCAUUUCCGUGUGAGCGCUGAAGUUUUAUAUUUAAUCAAAUUUGGGCAAGCAAAUAUAUGGAGCACCAUGCCACCAAAAACAAGGUGGCUUUCUUCACAUCUAGGAACCUAAAUAUGAGAAAAAUCCAUGUCACCUUGUACCCUUAUUGCAUCUAGCGCCUGCAGUUGUCUUUAUCUUCGUAGAUGCCAGUGGUUUUUCAACCGCAUCUCAAACAUUGACAAGGAUGUCGGCUCCCAGUCGAUUAGAUCAAGCACUGCAGGCUAUGCAACACAUGACGCCUAGCACCAGUGCUUCGACCUGCGCUGAUCUGCGGGCCACUGCUAGGAUCUUGAGUGCUGCUGAGUUUCAGCGACGGGUGCUGAAUGGGAUGAGCGUCAUGAGGAGCCAGCAGACGGAGAUAAUGGACAUAAUUUCGACAUUGCUACGAGCGCGUGAGAGUUUCGUUGUAGAGCCCAGCCAGCCGAUCCUCGUUGAUCCCCUCGACACUCCUGAAGCAAUUGAGGUGUUUGAUGGCGCUCUUACAGAUGCCACGAGUGAGGCUUUGGUUGUGGAGCUGACCUCCCUUGGGGACCUGUCUAUCAAAACAUCUGUAAGGUCUAUGCUUGCACACCUGAUUAGUGACGAAGCUGCAGCCAAGUUCAGCAUGGAUGGGCGCAAAGGGAAGAAGGUUUUCCGUAGCCUUAAGCUGUACAAAUUGAUCUUUGCUGCUAUAAAGCGGACAAAGCACUGCAAAGAGUCUACGAAAAAAGAGGUGGAAACGGAAGUCAAGGAGUGGCUUCGCCGCGCAAAGGAGAGGUGCACCACUUCUAAGGGAGAGUAGGCAUCUACCUUCAAGUGUGAGAAAGGUGCCUCUGCCCUGGUUCUGAUUGCAAAUAAAAAACUAUUUUGCUGUCUAACAUCCUUGUUUCCUUCUAGCUUACGAAACAUAAGGCCAACUGGCACUGCGACAUCACUACGUAAAAUGUAAUCAAAUGAUUGCAAAAUUACUUUAAAAAGUAGUACACAUGCAUCACAAUUCAUUUGAUUACUUGUAGUCGAGAACAUACAAUACUGUUUUUCUUUUUACCGCACACAGUAUCAGCUUGAAAGGAGCUUACAAUUCUAAGGUUCUAGGCCUCUAUUAAUGGACCUUCGGACAACACUUGAAAAAAAAAAACGAAUUACCGAUGUGUCCACCUCUUUUUUUCCCCGUCAUACCUAUUGAAUGAUCUUGGAGACCCCAGAAAGCAUCUAUUGCGCCCCUCAAACCCUUAGCAAAUCCUAGAGGGCCCAUCAGACUUUGCAGAAAAUUGUGAUGGGCCCCUAUGGAACUUCAGGAAAUACUGUGAUGGGACCUCUUAAGACCUCAGGAAAUCUUGAAGGGGCCAUCAAAUCUGUCAAAGAAUCUUGGGGG